AUGUUCGAGGCUGUACCGUUUGGAUUAUUGGCAGCCGGGACUGUGUUGUUCGUGCCGAUGGGUAUGGCGGGGUGGCAUUUAAGCCGGAAUAAGAUGCUUUUUUUCAGCUGUGCCCUUUUCAUCACACUCGCUGUCGGUGUGCACUUAACCCCGUUUUUUCCUUCAAUAUCCAAUUUCCUGUACAAGCCUUCAUCGAUUUCUGUUUCAUCGUUGCCGACUGGUACAACCUCUUCUUCCAUGAUCCGUGAUUCGUGCACUUUUUCCCUACAUAGCGUUGUUAUGUAUAAAAGUAACUACAGUGAAUGUGUGGAUGAUGCUAUCGAUAGUAAUAGUGAUAGUGGUUGUAAGAGAAUGUCGUGGAAAUGGACGCAGUCGGGAAGUGUUGCUGAAUGUGGGUUUCAAAAGUUAAAGAAACCAGAUGUCUCGGUGUUGUUAAAUGGGUCGUGGGUAAUUGUUGCAGGGGACUCUCAGGCGAGGUUAAUGGUGGUUUCUUUGUUAGAGUUGGUCAUGGGUCCGGAGGGGAUGAAGAAAAUCAGAGGGGAUUUGUUUAAGAGGCAUAGCGAUUAUUCCACAACUGUUGAUGAAAUUGGGAUGAAGUUGGAUUUCAUGUGGGCGCCAUAUGUGAGAAAUUUGACCAACUUGAUGUUGGAAUUCAAGGAAAACAAGGAUUAUCCGGAUGUCAUUUUGAUGGGAGCUGGGUUAUGGGAUAUGUUGCACGUGAAUAAUGCAACAGAAUAUGGUAUAUCAUUGUCGGCAUUGAAGGAUUUAGUUUUGGCGCUUUUGCCGGUUUUCCGGAAUACGGAUUCCAUUGAUAAGGGGGCAAGUGAGUCGGCGUGGAUUAGGUCACGACAUUUGUUUUGGCUUGGGAUACCAGCACUGAUAAGCUCAAUGUUAAACACAGUCGAAAAGAGGGAGAAGAUGAAUGAUGUAAUGUGCAAUGCUUAUGAUGAUGAAGUUUCUAGAACUAAGCUUUUGCGGCAAUCUGGAGGGCCACUUUUGAAACUGGAUAUUCGUUGGCUGACUGAACUAUGUGGGCCUCAGUGUACGGUGGAUGGUAUGCACUAUGAUGGAAUCGUUUAUGAUGCUGCCGUUCAAAUCAUGCUGAAUGCAUUGCUUCUUGAAUCAAAUCAGACACGGUGA
Fraxinus pennsylvanica is the source of this 1140-nucleotide messenger RNA. The record is from the annotation of a GenBank genome assembly. NCBI's taxonomy places the organism in Eukaryota, Viridiplantae, Streptophyta, Magnoliopsida, Lamiales, Oleaceae.